Molecule: messenger RNA, 1749 nt
Organism: Mesocricetus auratus (golden hamster)
Lineage: Eukaryota; Metazoa; Chordata; Mammalia; Rodentia; Cricetidae
Gene: Ivl
Product: involucrin
Exons: 2
Coding region: 129-1346 (405 amino acids)
Biological process (GO): keratinocyte differentiation
Cellular component (GO): cornified envelope
Source: RefSeq, a predicted model, not a curated record
CACCUCCAGCCUGAGAAGGCGGCUAGGCGGGAAUAUAAGGGACCUGAUGCCUGCUCGGCUUGGCACUGCACUGGAAGUCUCUGCCUCCUCCUCUCUCUGAGCCUGCGUGGUCUAUACAAGCUUCGGAGAUGUCCCAGCAACACCCAUUGCCAGUGACUGCCCAAGCUGAAGUUCAGGAAUCCCUCAAGACUGUGUGUCCUCCAGCCCAUGCCCAUGAGGAACAAACGAAGCAGCCAACUUCUCAACCUGCACAAUGCCAGAAAGUAUCCUCUGAGAUGCAAGAGAAGGGCUCCACACAAGAGGAGAAGGGCACAACAGCUGUGAAGGGGCUGCCUGGGCAAGAGUGUGAUCAGCAGCAGCAGCAGGGACCACACGAGCCCCAGCUGUCUGUGAAAAAGCCACAGCAGGAUCUGCAGGAGCAGGGACUGCAUCUGAAGAAGCAGAGGCCACCACAGGAGCCACAGGGGCUGCACCUGGGCCAACAUCAGCAAGAACCACAAGAGCUGCACUUGGGACAGCACCAGCUUCAAGAGCCACAGGGAGAGGGUUUGUGCCUGGGACAGCAGCAGCAGCAGCAGGAGGACACAUCGGGACCACAGGAGCUAAGUCUAAGGCCGAGCCUAAAGGAGAAGCAGCAGGAUCUAGAACUGUGUGUGGGUCAGCAGCAGAACACUCCUGAGGAGCAGGGACUGAUUCCAGGAGAGAAGCAGCGGGAACCGCAGAAGCAGGAGCUAUACCAGGAGCAGAGACACCAGGAGUCACAGAAGCAGGAGCUGCAGCUGGGACAGGAGUCAAGACACCAGGAAGAGCUGCCGCUGGAUCACCACCAGGAGUCACAUCUGAGACAGCAUCAGAAGCAAAAUCACUGUGAACCAGAACUGCACCUGGGAAAGCAGCAGGAUCGGGAGUCACAGGAGCCAGAAGUGCACCCGGGAAAGCAACAGCAAGAGGAGUCACAGGAGCCUGAACUACACCUUGGAAAGGAGCAGGGUCAGGAAUCACAGGAGCCUGAACUGCACCUGGAACACAACCAGAAGCAGAAACAGAAGCUGCAGGAUCCAGAGCUGCACCAGGGGAAGCAGCAAGAGACAGAGCAUGAAGGGCAUCAAGGAACACAAAGCCCAGGUCAGUCACUUAAGCAAGGGAAAGCCCCAAGGGAGCAGCAUCUGGACGACUUACACGUACAACAGGAGAAGGAGCUCUUGGAGCUGCGACUGGAUCAAGGCCCAGUGAAGAAAGAUGAGCAACUGAAACAAGCACCAGAGCCCCUGACACAGUGCGGGAAGCAGAUAGAGCAAGUCGUACCAAGCGCUGAGUCCAAGAGACUCAGCCAACCCAACCUGUGAAAGGAGACAGCUUGCUCCCCACGGAGAAACAGAGGCAGAACCAGGAAGUACAGUGACACCAAGGCUAAAGCAAUCACCAUGAUGUCCCAGAGACUCUUCACCUAUCCCAUACAAGGGAAGAGAGCCAUCCACCACACUUCCUUCAGGUCCCUGGCUGAUCCACUCAUCCACGAAUCCGUAUGGUUUUGACCUUCUUCAUGCCUAUGACAGGCUGGGAAACAGGACGUUUAUGGCCCAGCAUCCACCCCAAGAAGCUCAACCCCUACCUUAUUCAUCAAAGCAUCUUCCUGGGGUGGGAAUGGGGAGCUGUUAUUAGUAUAGCAACUUUGACUUCAUUCCUAGCAUUGUGACUGAAUCUGUGAAUAUGCACAAUAGUAUGUAAUAAAUCCUGAAAACCCUGUGA